Myxocyprinus asiaticus (Chinese sucker) is the source of this 4777-nucleotide messenger RNA. It is a transcript of the gene lrch1, whose product is annotated as leucine-rich repeats and calponin homology (CH) domain containing 1. NCBI's taxonomy places the organism in Eukaryota, Metazoa, Chordata, Actinopteri, Cypriniformes, Catostomidae. The record is from RefSeq and is a predicted model, not a curated record. Gene Ontology annotation, molecular function: protein binding. The transcript has 21 exons. The coding region runs from base 145 to 2340 and encodes 731 amino acids.
CUGCGCAGACGCGUUAAGGACAGUGAGAGGAAAGUCCUCUAGGAGGAAAUUCACGCACUACUGUUACUUGAGACCAGCACAUUUUCUUUGGGAAAUACCGAUCGCAGAGCCUCUAGUUUUGUAUAUUUUCCCGAUUGGGCGAAUAUGGCGACGCUGGGACCAGAGCCCCGUCCUCACUCCCAGCUGCCUCCUGCCGCAUUACAGGCGAACCUCAGCGGACUGGGCUCAAACACGAACCUGCCUCUCAACCGGGGCUUGGAGAGGGCUCUGGAGGAUGCGGCGAACUCUGGAUUUCUAAACCUCAGCACAAGAAAACUGAAAGAAUUCCCUCGGACAGCAUCUAAUUAUGACCUGACGGAUACGGUUGAAGCAGACCUGUCGAAGAAUCGAUUGAUUGACAUCCCAUCCGAGGUGUGUCACCUGGUCUCCCUGGAAACACUGAACCUUUAUCACAACUGCAUCAAAAUCAUCCCAGAUACCAUCAUCAGCCUACAGUCACUUACCUUCUUAAACAUCAGCCGGAACCAGUUGUCAGUGCUGCCAGCGUGUGUUUGUGGUCUUCCCUUGCGAGUGCUCAAUGCCAGCAAUAACAAACUCAACACACUUCCAGAAAGCAUUGGCCUGCUCACCAAUCUCAUGGAACUGGAUGUAAGCUGUAAUGAAAUCACAGCUCUUCCACGUCACAUUGGCCGACUCAAAGCCUUGAGGGAACUCAAUGUACACCGAAACCUUCUCUGUGUCCUACCAGAGGAUUUGGCAGAUCUACCUCUGGUCAAGUUUGACUUCUCCUGUAAUAAAGUUUCCACUAUUCCUGUCUGCUAUCGAAAAAUGACCCACCUCCAAUCACUUCAGCUAGAGAACAAUCCACUUCAGAGUCCACCUGCACAGAUCUGCAUGAAGGGUAAGAUCCAUAUAUUUAAAUACCUCGCCAUGGAGGCUUGUCGUAGUGACAAGUUGGCUGAUGCCCUGUAUCUGCCUGUCACGGACCGCCUCAGCUUGACACGACCCACCAAUGGGAGCACUGAGGAUAUUGAUCAGCACAAGAAACUUGACAGCGACUCUGGGCUGGGCAGUGACAACGGAGACAAACGCCUCUCUGCUACAGAGCCAUCAGAUGAGGACAGUCUUAGCCUGAAUGUGCCCAUGACCAACAUCACAGAGGAGGAGGGCCUGAGCAAAGACGACUCCACUGAACACAUCAGCGCCCUGACAGCAGAUAAAAGUCCAUCUGAAUCUCUAAAGGAGCAGCUGGGCUACAGAGGCUCCUCCCUCAGCUCACCAUUUGUCAACUAUAUCAAGGGUCGAGGUGCUGACAUUGAUGAGCCCCUCAGGAUAGAAGAAGACAGCAACUGGACAUCAGAACAAACGUCAAAGGUCAAUAUGAUCAAUCAGCUAAAGGAGGCUGUGGAGAUGCUACAGGAUCCUAACAGGGUUAACAUGAACUCAGCUGAUCUGUCUGGCAUUAAACUUUACCCUGUGGAAAUGGUCACAGUAGAUGAAUCGCUCAAUGGCCAGGAGAGUGAUGAGGGUCAGAUGACGCCUAAGGCAACUCCUGGAGAAUGCUGGGAGUUCCAGAGGAAGAGACAGUACAUUCUAGAACGGGCCCGGCUCGAUGCCCAGCUUGCGUGCCAACAGUAUGCCCUGCACCUGGCACAACAGGAGGACGUGAUUGGCCAGGAAGGAUCAGGUGAUAGUUGUGAGAACCAAGUUACCAAGAAUGAAGACAAAACACCAGUUUCGAGUUCCACGUUAAGCUCACCUCCCUUUGGUCUGAAGCCCAGAUCAGCUUCACCCUCUGUGCCCUGCUCGACUUCGCCUUGUCCCCUCCCCCUUACACAGGCCCUGCCCACCGAUAGAGACACGCCCCCUAGCCCAGCUGAAGGAGACGUGUCAAGCAGUGUGUUUUUCAGGACGCACAAGACUCUGGAAUCUGUGGAUCCUCAGUUUACCGUAAGGAGAAAGAUGGAGCAGCUGAGAGAGGAGCUGGAACUCACAGAGCAAUUACGAGAGAGUAUUGAGAGCAGAUUGAAAGUAGUUCUUCCUGAAGAUCUGGGCUCCUCUCUUAUGGACGGGGUUGUGCUAUGUCACCUAGUGAAUCACAUUCGGCCGCGUUCAGUGGCCAGUAUCCAUGUACCGUCCCCUGCAGUGCCCAAGCUUAGCAUGGCUAAAUGCCGCAGAAACGUUGAAAACUUUUUGGAUGCCUGCAGGAAAAUGGGAGUCCCUCAGGAUAGGUUAUGUCUGCCUCAUCAUAUUCUUGAGGAGAAGGGGCUCAUCAAAGUUGGCAUUACUGUCCAAGCUUUGCUGGAAGAGACUUCGACUACACAGACACUCUUCACAUGAAUCCACACAUGCAUAAUUCUUUACAGCUAACUGACACAUACACAACACACUAAUUCAUGUGGACAGAUGUACAUCUCUCGCUGUUACCAGCUGACCUUAACCAAAACAUGAAAUUCUAUGGACAGCAACCAUAUGUUUCUAUUAUAUCAGAUCCUCAAGUACAUGUAUAUGAUCAUGUUUUCCAUAUUUUUAUUUCGUUUAGUACUGUUAUCUCAUCACUGCACUGUUGCCCCCUCUAUAGUCACCAUGGACAUAUAAACAAUCUGCUCAAACCUAGUUUGAGAUAUUAAAUUUCUUAUUUAAUAUACAUAUAUUUAUUAAACAGCUAGUUGAGAGAUGUACACAAUUGGAAGAAAGACAGCAUUUUUUCUUGAUGGGUUUUAUGUAUAUAUAUAUAUAUAUAUAUACAUACACACCUUUUGUGUAGAAUUUAAGAUGUCUGUGUUGGACCUUUAGUGACUACAUUUAAAAAACACGUCCUCCAAGUGUUUUAUGUAUAAGGUUCUUUUUUGGGAGACGUUGUUGUGUCUCAGGGGAGGUGUGGCCUCACUAUAAUUUCAUAGUCUCUGCUCUGCUUACCUUUUAAGUCAGGUAUUUUUUCACUAAAAAAUAUGUUUUGUAUUUGUUUGUACAGUAGAAAACAACAUAACUAACAUCUAUUUUAAGUGUGUGUGUAUAUGAGGAGAAAUAACACAUCUUCAGCAGACUGUUUCUUUUAUGAGAGAACGAGAGCACAUGUUUGCACUUUUUUUAUGCAAGUCUUUGUGUAAUUAUAUUAUUAUUGUUUUUAAUUUGCUUUACUUGUGCGUAUUUCCUUGUGUAAAGAUUGAUGUCCAAAGAUUCAGCUCCAAACAGAUUCAGCCAUGAAACAGACCAAAAACUUUGAAGAUGGUCUCUCACUGAAAAUUAUUUGAAAGUUGCCAAAAUUAUUUUUAUAAAUCAAUGUGAUGUAUAAAGAAAAUAUUCUAAAACAUUUUUAUUAUUAUUAUUUUUAAAAUGAUAUGAGUUUUGUAUUUGUAGAAGGAUUUGUAAUGUGAUAAUGGUUUAUGCACGUAGUAAAAUGUACAGGACGUUUAUAAUCGAUGUGCAUAUUUCAGUGAGAAUAUAUUUUUUUUUUUUCUUGGUUAAAUUUAAAGUACAAUUCCUUUAAUAUUAUAAACUAAAGGGCAAAAAAGCAACUUUAUUAUUACAGUCUUGGUUCUCAUGGAACAGCAGUCAUUGCUAUAACAUCUCCAUUUCUGAUUUCAGAGAGACUCACUUGGCUGUAAUUUCAUAUUCUAUACUUGGUCUGCAUGCUUUAAUUAUAAAUAAAAUUACACUCACUAUAGCAUAAUUAUCAACAAAAUCCUUGUGGAUUAUCUGCUCUUAAAACUAAAUCAGUCUAUGACAAACAUAUUACUAACUAAAAGCUGGCCCAAAGUUUAAUUUGGUGUGCAAAGAAAAAGUCUUUUUUCAUUGAUGUUUUGGAUUUCACUUAACACAAUCUUGUCAUAAAUUAAUUGUAAUUUGAUUGGAAAAAUGUUGAAGAAAUAGAUGGAAUGGAAAUAGCAUCAGAGAUUUUCUUUUUUUUUUCUUUUUUUUUUUUUUUAGAUAUCAGAAGGGGAGAAUUAAAUUUAGCUCUUGAAAUGCAGUUUUGAAAGAGAUAUACUAUUUAAAGUCUUCUAAACUUUCAUAAAUAGGGUUCAUAAAGAAUUUUUCUCAGGAGAAUCUCAGUAUUUUCUGAAUAUGAGCUCGCAUCUGACAGUUUUGCAUCCUGCUUUGACACUAUAAAAAUCUGCAUCCUUUAAAAUUCACUGCUAUAUCUUUUGAGAAAUUGUGCUCUUAGGGUUGUCCUCUGACUUCUUGAUCGCUAACAAAAUCUCAGCUGCAGUGGGCAAGUUGUGCAACAAUACUGUAAUAUCAACGUUCCCCACCACUUUAGAGAAAAUGUUGUAAAAACUAGUGAAGCUACUUUUCAAUAUUAUAUACUAGAUAGAAUUUUAAAUGCAGAUUCGAUUUUCAAAUGACAGUGUUUUGCACUUUAUGUAUUUGGGACUGUCUUUUUUUGGCAACUGGCAAAUAGUAUUAUUUGUGGUAUUUAUAACAGUAUUUGGAGAAACUAAAAUAUUAUAUCAGCUGAUCAAAUCACUGUAACGUGUUUGAUUAAAAAUCACCACAACAUGGGAUACAAAUCUUUUAACUGCUGAAUGUUAUGUGGCUAUUUUGUCUAUUUUUCUUGAUGUCUAGAGAAAAAAAGCUUGUAUUAAACAUUUUUGUACUGUAUUUUUUUUUUUAUAUAAAUAGGAAUUAUUUUUUCACGUCUUUUCAGUGUUUGAUAUUUUCUGAUGUAGCAUGUUUUACCCUUUUGUAAUUCUACCCUAUGUUUUUGGGAAAAGCAUGCAUGUCACUCCUACACCUUUUGCCUUAGCCUCUGUAAAUAAAAAUUAUUUGUACCAAC